AUGACGAUGGAGAUUCUUCGCCGAGGAUUGAUCGACGAUCGCAAGGAGUGUCCACCAACAAUUGUCAUCACUACACCAACUGCGCGCAAUCCAAAAUGGUUCGAUAUCGUGGUACCUUCGAUGAUGGCUGAGAUUGCCAAGAGAGCUCCAAGUUUUGGCAUCGAAAUAUUGUGUGGGAUGACGAUGCUGGGGGCGAAGAGGCGAAAUAGCUUGACCGACAACGUCAACGGCUCAUCCUACGUCAAAAAAGCCGAUAUGGGAUCCUCUCUUGGAAUAUCGGGUGAUGAAACAGGUUGCAGUACCUUGGGUGGAUCUGUGACCCUGUCCGGCGGCAUUCGAUGCGGAGUAACGAGCUGGCACGGCGUCCGCGAUGCACGACUUGACAACGGUAAUAACUCAUUAUCAACUAAUAAGAUACAAACUGACCCUUGCGCAGUCGUCUCCAACACGACCAACAAGGCUCUAGGUAUUAAUAACAGUAUCCUGGCCAACAUACCUCAACCCAUGGUAUCCCCAGCGACGUUCGACCAUCACGGCUACCUCAAAUUGCUGCAAGAGCAGAUCACACUUUACCGUACUUACGCUGCUGAUGGAGAUGUGGAAUGCAAGAUGUUGCACGAAAAGAAGGAUGAAGAGUACAAGGAAUGCGAAAGCUUCGACCGACGUAUUGGCUACGUCUACGCAGGCUCAGGUCGCCGAACUAUCGAGGCCAACAAGUACGCAUCAGAUCCCAACACCGGCCCAGGGAAAGACAAGAUGAAGGCGUUGCAGCCCACGAUCGUUUUUCUACUUGACUGGGCGUUGGUUCGUAUGGACGACACAAAAACACGCGACGUUACCAACAGUCUGCCUGAUGUUUACUCUACCAAGACGAAACUUGUCCCACAGCAGCGGUGCAGGAAAUGGUCAACCUUCAAUGUCAACAAAGAAGAAGUGCAUGUUGCCAAAUACGGGCGCACGAGUGGCUGGACGGCCGGCAUCGUUAACGCUUGUAUGGUCAUCGUCAACCCUGAUGCAGACGAGGAGCUUUCGGGUGCCUAUGGCAUGGAUGCGAAGAACGUGGGAGCGUGUUUUGGUGUGGUUAGUAAUGACGAGAGGAAUGACUUCUGCGAGUUUGGUGACAAUGGCAGUGUAGUACUGCACGAAGAAUCAGGCACGCAGCUUGGACUACUCUUCGGAGUGACGAGUACUGGACAAGGAAUGUUUCUUCCUAUGGAUGUCGUAUUUGAGGAUAUUAAGAGGGUCACUGGCAAAAACGUUGUCGAACCUUCUUAUGUUGCCCCCCAGGCUGUGGGACUGGCUUUGUAG
Alternaria novae-zelandiae is the source of this 1308-nucleotide messenger RNA. RefSeq lists its product as uncharacterized. The coding region runs from base 1 to 1308 and encodes 435 amino acids. NCBI's taxonomy places the organism in Eukaryota, Fungi, Ascomycota, Dothideomycetes, Pleosporales, Pleosporaceae. The record is from RefSeq and is a predicted model, not a curated record. The transcript is spliced from 3 exons.